Messenger RNA from Diachasmimorpha longicaudata, 1566 nucleotides. RefSeq names its product galectin-4-like. Gene Ontology annotation, molecular function: carbohydrate binding. The record is from RefSeq and is a predicted model, not a curated record. Lineage: Eukaryota; Metazoa; Arthropoda; Insecta; Hymenoptera; Braconidae. The coding region runs from base 166 to 1242 and encodes 358 amino acids. The transcript is spliced from 7 exons.
UUAAAAUAGUCAGAUGCACCUCUACAAUUGUCGCAUGAGUCACCAACAAAUCAACAAGAUAUUAUACUAUAAUACGUUCUAGUAACACCUCAAUAUAUCUCAUAAAGCCAAUGUAUAAUGUCAAACAUCUGCUUAGUGCGGUAUCCACUGCGUCGAAUCUGAGCAAUGUCGCUGUUGAAACCGUCUCCAGAUAAUUUCGAACACAACGAUGUCCAGGCAGUGCUGGUGAGUGAAUCGAAUUCCCCACAGCCGAUCAGACUUGAAAUUAAAUCGGCGGUUAUUGUCAUUGGAUAUAUACCGAGUCAUUCAAAGAGUUUUGCAUUAAACUUCCUAUGCCGAUCGACUGGAAACAUCGCCCUGCAUUUUAAUCCCCGAUUGGAUCGAGGAUAUUGCGUGAGGAAUUCCAAGGUCAGGGGAUCUUGGGAGACUGAAGAGACUUGCUCAAGACUUGGAGGAAUAAAUCCACUUUUUCCAAGAAAUGCGUACUUCCAUGUUUUGAUAUUCUGUGCAUCGAGAGAGUUUCAGAUCGCAGUCAAUGGCGAACACUUAUGUGACUUUCCAUAUCGACAAUCUCUUGAAUCGAUUACAAAUUUUCAAGUUGUGGGAGAUGUCGAAGAUGUGAGAAUCCGUUUGACAAAAUUGAAUAUCUAUCCGGAUCCAAAAAUUGUUAAACCCAGUCGAUACCUUGAACUCUCCAAGAACCAACCCCUCUUUGAUAAUCUCAAAGUUCCAUGUACAAUUUCCCUCGCUCGACCCCUCGCAUUCGGAACCAGAAUAUUCAUAAAAGGGCGUUUGAAACUCUUACCCCACUCUUUUUACGUAAAUCUUCAAAAAAGUCAAUUAAUCUAUCCCCAUCCGGAGAUUGCUUUGCAUUUAAAUCCGAGAUUUCUCUACGGAAAUCAUCCGUCCUGUGUCGUGAUGAAUUGUUGGACCAAUGGAGCUUGGAGUACAGAAGAAAGACACGAGGGACAGUUGUCCUGGGCUCCUGGGCGUGACUUUCUCUUGACCAUUGAGUGUGAAUAUGAGGGCUACAAGAUCUGGUUGGACACCAAGCUGAUCGGCAUAUUCCAGCAUCGAUUGGAGCCAACAAUAGUCGACACCCUUCACAUAAGUGGUGACGUGGUUAUCUACCAAAUACUCCUACUCAGUGACUGUUUCGUAGAUAACAACAGUGUUCAUUCCCAAAAAGUGAAAAACAUCUGCCAAAGGAUGAGUCAACAAACGAUCCAUUUUUCGAGCUAAUUAGCUUCCCCUCAAGUCAAGUUCAUGUUCAAGUACUUCUAUCUCCAGCCGCGUCUGGAGUUUUUUUUUAAUGUAUAUUUUUAUUUAUUCUGAAUGCUCGAGAAAUGCCCAUCAUGUUGUCUCAUUCUUCACUCCUUCAAUAAAAUGCAUAAAAUCAAAAAAAAAAAUUGAAUGAUAACUCAAAAAAAAAUAACGAGAAGCAGCUAGUUUUGUGAAGAUAUAUUCUCUAUUAUCAAUUAUAUUAAUCACAUUUGGCAUAUUUUACAAUGUGUAGCUUCUCGAUGUAUAAAUCGUCAUGAAAUAAAAAAUAUUGAAUAUCUAACA